AUGGUAGCAUCACUGUAUUGUCUGUUCGCCUUGACAUUUCUAUAUACUGUAAUCCCCCGAUGGUUCCGUCGGCGCUCAUCGGUUUCGCUCAUACGAGGCCCGAAGCCUGAAUUCUUCUUCGGCAAUGUGCGGCAGACCAUGCGGCAAAACAAUGUCGAAGUCAUGUCGAAAUGGGCUCAAGAAUUCGGUCCAGUGUUCCGAUUCAGGAGCUUGAUGGGUAAUGAUAAAUUAGUUAUCUAUGACCCCAAGGCGCUUCAGUAUGUUCUCAAUACCGCAGCCUAUGACUUCCCCAAGCCAGGAUGGCUGAGAGCUUUCAUAAAAACCAUUGUAGGACCAGAUAUUAUAUGGUCGGAAGGAGAUACCCAUAAAAGACACAGAAAGGUCAUGUUGCCUGCCUUCGGUUACGCUGAAGCGAGGGCACUUUUCCCGGUGUUCAGAUCUGUGGGCGAGACGCUGGGUAAUAAAUGGCAAGAAAUCAUCGAAGACUGUUCGGAUAACGAUGGUGCGGUCAUCGACGUCCACGAUUGGUUGAGUCGUGCUACGCUAGAUGCCAUUAGCGAGGCUGCCUUUGAGAUGCGGUUAGGAUUGAUGGACAACCAAGAAAAUGAGCUCGGGGAGGUCUAUAAGAACUUUAAUGCCGAAUCCACUCCAGCGAGUAGACGGCUAGUGAAUGCCGUCCUAGACUUCAUCCCUGCCUCGCUUAUCUCGCCUGUCUUCAAUAUCCUGCCGCUCAAGCAGGUCGUCAUUCUGCAAGAGCAUAAGAAGCGAGCGGAUAGAGUAGCCCGUGAACUACUGUCGCAGAAGAUGGAAGAACUCCGAGUGGGCAAAGGCAAGCGAGAUGUUUUCAGUUUGCUCGUCAAAGCGAACGAGUCAAUGCAGCCUGAACGCCGUAUGACUGAGGAAGAAAUUUUGGCGCAAAUGAGUACCAUAUUCGUGGCUGGACAUGAUACCACCGCCAGCACGUUGACGUGGGUCCUUUGGCUGCUCGCGAGUCACGUGGAUGCGCAAAGCCGGAUACGCGACGAGAUAAGGCAGGCACAGUCUGCUGGCCGUGCGCGCGGCGAACAUCAAUUGCAGCUGAACGACAUUGAGAACAUGGUGUUCCUCCAAGCAUUUCUCAAGGAAACUUUGCGCUUAUAUCCUAUAGUAUUUCAGACAUCUCGUGUUGCGAGUAAAGAUACUGUAUUACCGUUGUCCAGGGAUAUCGAGACUGUGGAUGGACAAACUGUUCGGGAGAUUCAUGUUCCAGCAGGCGCGGAGAUAAUCGUGGCGAUUGGCAGUUAUAAUCGGGACAAAUCUAUAUGGGGUGAGGAUGGAGAUGUCUUUAACCCUGACAGAUGGUUGGAAGGGGGAGCGGCGACCAAACAAAGCGGUUCCGUCGGAGUGGUUGGAAAUUUGUUGUCUUUCUCAAGCGGAUCCAGGGCGUGCCUUGGCUGGCGAUUUGCCAUGGUGAAGAUGCAAAGCUUCAUCGUAGAACUAAUUGACCGUUUCGAUCUUCGACCUCAGCAUCCCAAGCAGCGGGUCCGCCAGUGGGGAGACAAUUUGACGUCCCCCCUUGUAGAUGGAGAAGAACAUAAGGGAGCGGAGUUGCACCUUAUCGUUUCACUUGCGUCAAAAGACUAA
Messenger RNA from Gloeophyllum trabeum ATCC 11539, 1623 nucleotides. Its product is annotated as cytochrome P450. The coding region runs from base 1 to 1623 and encodes 540 amino acids. Gene Ontology annotation, molecular function: monooxygenase activity; oxidoreductase activity, acting on paired donors, with incorporation or reduction of molecular oxygen; iron ion binding. The record is from RefSeq and is a predicted model, not a curated record. The transcript has 13 exons. NCBI's taxonomy places the organism in Eukaryota, Fungi, Basidiomycota, Agaricomycetes, Gloeophyllales, Gloeophyllaceae.